AUGCUUCAGAUCAACAGCACACAGUUCCACCCUUCCUCCUUUCUUCUGAUAGAUCCUGGGGUGGAAGAUGUGCACAUGUGGAUCGGCUUUCCUUUCUUUGCAGAAUAUCUCAUAGCCCUUCUGGGGAACAUCAUUAUCUUGUUUGUGAUUCAGACUGAACGCAGCCUCCAUAAACCAAUGUUUUACUUUCUGGCCAUGUUGGCCUGCACUGAUCUGGGCUUGUCCAAAGCCGCCAUCCCCAAGAUGCUAGCCAUUUUCUGGUUCAAUCUCAGAGAGAUUGUGUUUGGUGCCUGCAUCACACAGAUGUACACCAUCCACAUAUGCACUGGCCUGGAAUCUGUGGUGCUGACAGUCAUGGCCAUAGAUCGCUAUAUUGCCAUCUGCAACUCCCUAAGAUACACCAUGAUCCUCACCAACAAGGUGAUAGCCACUGGGAUAGUCAUCAUAGUUAGGACUUUGGUGUUAGUGACUCCUUUCAUCUUUCUUACCCUGAGAUUGCCUUUCUGUGGUAUCCGGAUUAUCCCCCAUACCUACUGUGAACACAUGGGUUUGGCAAAGUUAGCUUGUGCCAGUAUUAGGGUCAAUGUUAUUUAUGGCUUCAUUGCUUUCUCAGUGGGAUUCAUUGACCUUUCAGUGAUUGGAUUUUCCUAUAUUCAAAUUCUCCAAGCAGUCUUCCAUCUCCCAUCCUGGGAUACCCGGAUGAAGGCACUCAGCACCUGUGGCUCCCAUGUCUGUGUCAUGUUGGCCUUCUUCCUGCCAGCCCUCUUUUCCUUCAUGACAUAUCGCUUUGGCCACAGUAUCCCUCACUAUAUCCACAUACUUUUGGAAAAUCUGUAUGUGGUUGUUCCCCCUGCCCUUAACCCUGUUAUCUAUGGGGUCAGGACAAAACAGAUACGGGAGCGAGUACUAAUGAUGCUUCAUCCUAAAAUCCAUUGA
This is a messenger RNA of Marmota flaviventris (yellow-bellied marmot), 936 nucleotides long. The record is from RefSeq and is a predicted model, not a curated record. Lineage: Eukaryota; Metazoa; Chordata; Mammalia; Rodentia; Sciuridae.